Messenger RNA from Vitis riparia (riverbank grape), 2146 nucleotides. Its product is annotated as transcription factor ICE1. NCBI's taxonomy places the organism in Eukaryota, Viridiplantae, Streptophyta, Magnoliopsida, Vitales, Vitaceae. The transcript is spliced from 4 exons. Gene Ontology annotation, biological process: regulation of DNA-templated transcription. Gene Ontology annotation, molecular function: DNA-binding transcription factor activity; protein dimerization activity; sequence-specific DNA binding. Gene Ontology annotation, cellular component: nucleus. Bases 244 to 1860 code for a protein of 538 amino acids. The record is from RefSeq and is a predicted model, not a curated record.
GAGUUGUUAAAAACAAUCAAAGCUGCAGCAGAAACCAGAAACAGAUAACCACGCCAGCGGUCUCAGUUCGUUUCCUGUACAUAACGUUCAAACUUUGGAAUCUACAAAUCUCUUCAAAACGAUGCACUGAAAAAGCUACCUACCUUUUUCCUCACAGCUCCUUUCUCUCUCUUUCUCUUUCUUGCUUGCUUGCUUUCUUUCUUUCUUUCCUUCUUUCUCAAAUCUCUCAAAGCAACUUCAGAAAUGCUGUCCAGAGUGAACGGCGUCGUCUGGAUGGAUGGGGAUGACGAGGACGCUGUUUCUUGGACCAGAAACAAUGAAGUUGAGCCCAAGGACGAUGACAUGGGGGCCUCUCUUUCAACCUUCAAAUCCAUGCUCGAAGGUGACUGGUACGUCAACAGCAGUAUGAACCCGGCUCACCAAGAUAUCCACGCCAUCCAAAACCACCAUGAUAUCAGAGACAUUGGUUUUUGUUCGAAUCCCUCUGCGGCAACUGAUUCUCUGCUGUUGCAGCCGCUGGACUCCUCCUCUUCGUGUUCUCCCUCACCGGCGUUCACUCUCGACCCCUCACAGUCGCAGCCCUUCUUGCCCCCGAAGUCGUGCUUCUCUUCGCUGCUCAACGUCGUCUGCAGCAACCCUUUUGACAAUGGCUUCGAUUUGGGCUGCGAACCUGGGUUUCUCGCACCGUUACAGGGAAUUCAGAGCUCGAAUUCGCCUGGUUUGAUGGGUUUCACCGGUCUCAGUUCGCAAACUCAGAUGGGAACUCCCGAGCUCAGCUCCAGUUCCGAGUUUCCGAUUUCUCGUUUGUUGCCGGCGUCAGACAGUACUGGAAGCUUAGGCGCUGGUUUUACUCCGACCGGCUUUGAGGGUUUCGAUGGUUCUGGUAACUCCCUUUUCCUCAACAGGUCCAAGGUUUUGAGGCCGCUCGAAGUUUUCCCUCCAGUUGGCGCACAGCCAACUCUUUUUCAGAAGCGAGCAGCGCUUCGACAAAGCUCCAGUGCGAGCGAUAAAUUGGGGAAUUUAGGGUUUUUGGGUUCUAGAAGUAGUGAAGUACAGACGAUGGUGGUUGAUGGGAAUUGGGGAAACAGAGUGGAUGAAGAACUGGAGAAGAAAAGGAAUAAAAAUGAAGAGGAAGAGAUCGACGAGGGGAGCUUCGACGUCUCGGGUUUGAAUUAUGAUUCUGAUGAGCCCACCGUGGAUGAGCUCGCCAAGAACGGUGGAAGUAACUCAAAUGCUAAUAGUACUGUGACUGGUGGAGAUCAGAAAGGGAAGAAGAAGGGGCUUCCGGCCAAAAAUCUUAUGGCUGAGAGGCGGCGGAGGAAGAAGCUUAAUGACAGGCUCUACAUGCUUAGGUCUGUCGUGCCCAAGAUCAGCAAGAUGGAUAGAGCUUCUAUCCUUGGGGAUGCUAUUGAGUACUUGAAGGAGCUUUUGCAAAGGAUCAAUGAUCUCCAUAAUGAACUGGAAUCAACCCCAUCUGGCUCUUUGCUGGCACCAGCUUCUACAAGCUUCCAUCCUUUGACACCCACACCCCCUACCCUUCCCUGCCGUGUCAAAGAAGAGCUAUGCCCUAGCUCAUUGCCAAGUCCUAAAAGUCAACCAGCAAGGGUGGAGGUAAGGGUAAGAGAAGGAAGGGCUGUAAACAUUCAUAUGUUUUGUGCCCGCAGACCAGGUCUCCUGCUCUCCACAAUGAGGGCUCUGGACAACCUUGGAUUGGACAUCCAGCAGGCUGUCAUCAGCUGCUUCAAUGGGUUUGCAUUGGAUGUAUUCAGAGCUGAGCAAUGCAGGGAAGGCCAGGAUGUACUGCCUGAACAAAUCAAAGCAGUACUUCUGGAUUCGGCAGGCUUCCACGGUAUGCUGUAGCUCAAACGCCCGAAAAUGAAACCCGCUUACAGAUGAAGGCACUAACUGUAGUUCUAUACAUCGAGGAGUUCAUAAAUGCAGCCCUCUUCUCAUUUCCCAGUAGUACAGGCUGUGUUCAGGCCAAAUUCAAGUAGGUCAGCAAAUGUUAAAUGAGAAUGGUAGGUUGGAUAAAUUGUCAGCGGGAUAUGUUUUCUUAGUCAUGCUUUAGAAGCAUUGAAAACAGUAUUUUCGUUAGUAAUUCCAGCUUUUAGAAUAAAUUCUCCUUUUGAUUGAUGUUUUUCUUCUA